This is a messenger RNA of Gastrolobium bilobum, 777 nucleotides long. RefSeq names its product cysteine-rich receptor-like protein kinase 25. The record is from RefSeq and is a predicted model, not a curated record. The transcript has a single exon. Lineage: Eukaryota; Viridiplantae; Streptophyta; Magnoliopsida; Fabales; Fabaceae. The coding region runs from base 1 to 777 and encodes 258 amino acids.
AUGCUACGCUCAAUUAUCUUUUCCCUUGCAUUCUUCAACCAUACUCCAGCUGCUACAAGUAUAUCUUCUUACCUGCCACCACCUUACUAUAACUGUUCAAUCAACAACACUUACGAACCCAAUAGCACCUACAAUACCAACCUUGAGACUCUUCUGUCAUGGCUUUCCUCUGAUGCCACAAACACCUCCCAAAUCUACAGCACCAGCAUUGUAGAAGGCAGCACUUCUUCAGACACCAUCUAUGGUCUUUUCAUGUGCACAAUAGGAGAUGGGGAUCCUAAUUGUAAAGAUUGCGUGAUAAACUCAGCCAAGGUGAUAAAAAAACUGUAUCCCAUGGCAAAGGAAGCCAUGCUUUGGGCUGAUAAUUGCUUCAUGCGUUACUCCAAUCAUUAUUUCUUCACCACAGUCGAAGAGAUUCCUAAACUUAUCUUCAUGAAUGAACAAGACUACGGGGGACAGGUUGGCCAGUUCAACAGCAUACUCUGGGAAACCAUGGACUAUGUGAUUUUUAUAACAGCGAAUGCUCCUUCUGGCAUUAUGAAGUAUGGUUACAAGUUAGAGAACAUCACAGCUAAACAAAUGCUAUAUGCAAUGGGAUAUUGUAUCCUAUACCUUUCCUAUGACAACUGUUGUUGGUGUCUCAGCGAUGCCAUAGCAGAAAUUCCAACCUCUUGUUGUAGAGCUAAAAUUGGAGGAAGAGUUAUUUACCCCACUUGCGGUGUUAGAUAUGAAUUAUAUCCAUUUUACCAUUCAAUGGCUUCAGCAAAACACUCGUAA